AUGGUGAAUACUAGUUCAUCUGCAGAUCUGGAAAUUGGAGCUGGAGUUGUGCCUACUGUGAUCUCUACUCUUACUCAAGGAAUUUCAUCUGUUUCGACCUAUUUCUCAAAACUAAGAGAACUAUGCCCUGAGUUUGAUGCGUUAAUGUCAUGUCCUGGAUGUAAUUGUGCUAAAUCUAAGAAAUAUGUGGAACACUUCGAGUAUCAACAUCUUCUUCAAUUUCUUAUUGGUCUCAAUGAGUCUUACUCACAGUCCAUUAAUCAUAUCAUGAUGAUGCGUCCUACACCUUCAAUUAAUAAGGCAUACGCUAUGAUCAUCUCUGAGGAAAGUCGAAGAUCUCUGAGUUCGUCUUCUUACAGUUCCGAAAUUGCUGAAGGGACAACUUUGUUUAGUGGCAAAGGCAACUCUAACAUACGCACUAACUAUCAGGGAAACAUAGGCCCAUUUUAG
Molecule: messenger RNA, 450 nt
Organism: Solanum lycopersicum (tomato)
Lineage: Eukaryota; Viridiplantae; Streptophyta; Magnoliopsida; Solanales; Solanaceae
Source: RefSeq, a predicted model, not a curated record